Messenger RNA from Acanthochromis polyacanthus (spiny chromis), 3146 nucleotides. RefSeq names its product piwi-like RNA-mediated gene silencing 1 (gene piwil1). Gene Ontology annotation, molecular function: protein binding; piRNA binding. The transcript has 20 exons. Gene Ontology annotation, biological process: regulatory ncRNA-mediated gene silencing. Gene Ontology annotation, cellular component: P granule. The record is from RefSeq and is a predicted model, not a curated record. Lineage: Eukaryota; Metazoa; Chordata; Actinopteri; Pomacentridae. Bases 55 to 2637 code for a protein of 860 amino acids.
GAACAUUUUGGCAGACUGAAAUAUUGCUGACUGAGACAUCCCUCAAGUCUGAAGAUGACUGGUCGGGCGCGAGCCAGAUCACGGGGGCGAGCACGUGGUCAGGAGACCGCAGCACCUGGAGCGGUAAGAGCUGCUUCACUACAGUCUCGAGACCCUACACCACCGGCUCCCUCUCCUGCAGAGGGGGACUUAGGCGGUAGAGGGAGGCAGAAAGGUGCUCCAGGACCAAUUUCUGAAGAAGCUUUUUCCGAGAUUUCAGCUGGAUUUCAACAGGUGAAGCUGGGAGAAAGAGGUGGACGGCGUCGGGAUUUUCAUGAUGUGGGGAUCAACACCAGAGAUCAGAUGGAGCAUGUCAGGGAUUCCAAGUGUGGAACAACUGGCUCUCCCAUUCCCUUGUCUGCAAACUACUUUCGCAUCCUGUCCCGCCCUCAGUGGGUUUUGUAUCAGUACCAUGUGGACUUCAAACCGCAAAUGGAAUCUCGACGCCUGAGAUCUGCCCUCCUCUUCCAGCAUGAGGAGACAAUUGGCCCAGCUAAAAGCUAUGAUGGAGCUAUGCUUUUUCUGCCGAAGAGGUUGCACAACAAGGAGACUGUGCUGCAUAGCAUGACCAGGAAUGGAGAGAAGGUUGAGAUAACUGUCACCCUGACAAAUGAACUGCCACCCACAUCACCAGUGUGCAUUCAGUUUUACAACAUCAUAUUCAGGAGGAUUUUGAGAAUUCUCAACAUGCAGCAGAUAGGACGCAACUACUACAGCCCUAGUGAUCCACUCAACAUCCCACAGCACAAACUUACCAUCUGGCCAGGCUUCACCACUACAAUCUUGCAGUAUGAGUCAGCCAUUAUGAUGUGCACUGACGUGAGCCACAGGGUGUUGCGUAGUGAGACAGUCCUCGACUUUAUGGCCAGCCUGAGGCAGCAGUGCGGAAAUCAGCGCUUUUCUGAGAUCUGUGCUAAGGAGCUUAUUGGGCUCAUAAUCCUCACCAAGUACAACAACAAAACCUACAGGAUUGAUGAUAUUGCAUGGGAUCACACUCCCAACAAUACUUUCAAGAGGGGAGACACAGACAUUUCCUUCAAAAACUACUACAAAACUCAAUAUGGCCUGGACAUCACAGAUGGGAACCAGGUGCUGCUGGUCAGCCAUGUGAAGAGGAUGGGCCCUUCUGGAGGUCCUCCUCCUGGCCCAGCCAUGCUCAUCCCAGAGCUGUGCUACCUUACAGGCUUAACUGAUAAGAUGCGAGCUGACUACAGGAUCAUGAAGGAUUUGAGCACCCACACGAGACUGACUCCAGAUAAGAGGCAACAACGCCUCAACAGAUUCGUCGGUAAUAUACAGAGGAAUGCUGAUGCACAGACAGAGUUGGAGAAGUGGGGACUCAGCUUUGAUAAGCAACUUCUAAAUGUGACUGGCAGAGUCCUUCGAGGGGAGACGAUUUUCCAGGGAUCAAGAUCGUUUGAUUACAACCCAGCGACAGCUGACUGGGCCAGAGAAAUGCGUGGCUUGCCUCUGAUGCAGUCUCCUCCGCUGAGCACCUGGCUCAUGUUUCACACCCGACGUAACUACAACGAAGCCCAGUCUCUUGUCCAGACACUCAACAAAGUCUCAGGUCCACUGGGUUUCCGCAUACAGAGACCUGUCGUGAUUGAAUACGAUGAUCAUCAGGAGUCUCUUCUGAGAGCUCUGCAACAAAAUGUUGGACCCCAAAUACAGAUGGUGGUGGUAAUCCUCUCGAGCAACAGGAAGGACAAGUACGACAGUGUUAAGAAGUACCUGUGUGUGGACUGUCCUACUCCCAGCCAGUGCGUGGUGUCUCGUACCCUCAGCCGACCUCAGGCACUCAUGACUGUUGCUACAAAGAUUGCACUGCAGAUGGCUUGCAAGAUGGGAGGAGAGCUCUGGAGCGUGGACAUCCCUCUGAAGCAGCUGAUGAUUGUGGGUAUUGACUGUUACCAUGACACCACUGCUGGGAAAAGGUCCAUUGGAGCGCUUGUGGCGAGCCUCAAUCAGAGCAUGAGCAGGUGGUUCUCAAAGUGCGUGCUACAGCACAGAGGUCAGGAAAUCAUGGAUGGACUGAAAAUGGCCUUAACUGCUGCACUGAAGGACUAUUUGAAGUACAAUAAAUGCCUGCCUUCACGCAUAAUUGUCUACCGAGAUGGAGUGGGAGAUGGCCAGCUGCACGGCGUGGUCAACUACGAGAUUUCACAGAUCAGGGAUUCCAUCAGGUCCAUCGGGCAGGACUACACGCCCAAGCUGAGUGUGGUGGUGGUGAAGAAACGCAUCAGCAGCCGGUUUUUCUACCACAAAGACGGCAACGUGAUCAACCCUCCCCCAGGCACCGUCAUUGACACGGAUGUCACCCGGCCAGAGUGGUAUGACUUCUACAUUGUGAGCCAGGCUGUACAAACAGGAAGCGUCUCGCCAACCCACUACAACGUCGUGUGCGAUGAAAGUGGCCUGAAGCCGGACCACAUGCAGCGGCUCACCUACAAGCUGUGCCACAUGUACUACAACUGGCAGGGGAUCAUCCGAGUGCCCGCUCCCUGCCAGUACGCCCACAAGCUGGCUUUCCUCGUUGGCCAGAGCAUUCACAGGGAGCCCAGUGUGCAGCUGGACGACUACCUCUUCUACCUUUAAGGAUAAAACAAGAAAAAAUGUUUGCUUCUGAUUCUAAACUUACCUUAUAGAGAAUCAUAUGUGCGAGUUUUUGUAGGAGAAGUUAAGCUCGGAGUUCACCGAGAAAUAGUUUACAUUUCUAAAGUCAGAUAGUGUUUUGUGUUGAGUUACACAUUAUUUUUAACUCUAAUGCAAAGAACAAAAGCACAAUGUGUUCAAAGUGAGUAUGCACCAUAUGUGUUGUUAACGUGCUGACAGAGAAGGUUAAGAUCUCCAGAGUAAAGAUGCACUAGUAGGUUAGUAUACAGUAGAUUGGAUAUGAAGACUAUCCAUAUGUCAUUUCUAAGUUCAUUACAUCUGAAUUGUUGGGUUUGAGAAAGUUUCAAAGCAUUUUCUUUUUCACAAGGGAACCUAGGGUUUUUUGUUUUCAGUUUAUCUGAAUGAGCCUCCUGGUUGUUGUUGGUACAGCUCAUAGGUCAACUUCUAGGUUCCAAAAAACUGUUUUGCAAUAAACCUUGCUUUGUGUGGUA